This is a messenger RNA of Ruditapes philippinarum (Manila clam), 2289 nucleotides long. RefSeq names its product sodium-dependent proline transporter-like. The transcript is spliced from 14 exons. Gene Ontology annotation, biological process: sodium ion transmembrane transport. NCBI's taxonomy places the organism in Eukaryota, Metazoa, Mollusca, Bivalvia, Venerida, Veneridae. The record is from RefSeq and is a predicted model, not a curated record. The coding region runs from base 80 to 1984 and encodes 634 amino acids. Gene Ontology annotation, cellular component: membrane.
CAGUUCGUAGGAGUAAAGUCCCUUGGAUUUACGUGCAUGCAAUUAUAAUAUCGUCUGAAAUCCAGUAUUUGGGUGUAAAAUGGGAGGUUUUAAGUGUGAUCAUCUGCUAAAAAGGAGUGAUAAAAAGCAAGUUGAUAAAGGGGAGUACGAGUUAGCUGCCAACCAAAGUCCAGACCUGAACGAGUCCGACUCUGUCAGCGAUGAUAGCGUCGACUAUGCCCGCGGUGUGUGGAACAGGAAAAUUGAGUUUAUACUUUCGGUGGUGGGCUAUUCUGUGGGCGUGGGGAACUUGUGGAGAUUUCCAUAUUUGGUUAUGCAGAAUGGUGGAGGUGCAUUUUUGAUACCUUUCUUCUUCUUCCUAAUAUUCUGUGGAGUACCUCUGUUUUACCUUGAAUUAUGCUUAGGACAGUUCUCUGGAAUAAGCUGCCUGUAUGUGUGGAAAUUUUGUCCUCUGUUCAAAGGUAUUGGUUACAUGAUGUUGGUGGUAUCAUUCGUAUACUGCUGGUAUUACAUCAUGGUGAUGGUCUGGGUGAUGGUAUACUUUGUUCAGUCCUUCAGUGCGGAGCUGCCGUGGGGCAAGUGUGGGCAAUGGUGGAACACGGACUCCUGCAUUACCGGGCUUGAUACCCUAAGUCAGCAAUGUGGCGCAAACUGUACAACAAACUCAACAUUUAUCAAAGUGAAUGCGUCAGAUUUGGGGAGAACGGCUAGUAAAGAAUUUGGCAGUAAUCGAUAUGUGUUACACAAGUCUACUGGUCUUGAAGACGUGGGUACAAUACAAUGGCAUCUAGCAGUGGCCCUUAUUGUGGCCUGGGUGGUUAUAUUCUUGUGUUUAAUGAAGGGGAUCAAGUCUGUGGGGAAAGUGGUGUACGUUACAGCUGUAUUACCAUAUAUUCUUCUCACAGUGUUUCUAGUGAAAGGGCUAACUCUACCAGGAGCUAUAGAUGGCAUCACAUAUUAUGUCAAACCUGAUUUUUCUAUCCUCAAAGAUGGUCAGGUGUGGCUUCAAGCGGCAGUGCAGGUGUUUUACUCUCUGGGACCUGCCUGGGGAGGUUUGAUCACCAUGGCUAGCUACAACAAGUUCAAUAAUAACUGUUUAAGGGAUGCAUUGAUAUGUGCUGCAGCAGACGGAUUUACAAGUUUCUACGGUGGUUUUGUUAUCUUCUCUGUGAUUGGUUAUAUAGCAAAGGAGGCAAAUAUGGACAUAAAAGAUGUAGCUACCUCAGGUCCUGGCCUAGCUCUAGUCAUUUACCCUGAAGCAAUAACAAAGUUACCUAUACCUCAACUCUGGUCAGCUCUUUUCUUUCUAAUGCUAAUAUCACUAGGUAUUGAUAGUCAGUUUGGUGUGUUCGAAACACUGUCAAGCGGAUUUCUGGAUACAUUCCCGAAGUUAAGAAACCGUAAAGUAUUAGUGACAGGAUGUUUCUGCGUAAUUUUGUUACUGUUGGACUUACCAUACACUACAAAUUGUGGUAUAUAUCUAUAUCAGUUGGUAGACUGGUAUUUUGCAGCAUUCUGUGUGCUUAUUAUAUCUUUCCUGGAGUGUUUCCUCAUUGCCUGGGUAUAUGGUGCAGGAAGAUUUUGUAAAGAUAUCCAGCUGAUGAUAGGAAGAUCUCCGCCACUGUUCAUAAGGAUCUGUUGGUGUUUUGUCACCCCAGUUAUUUUACUUAUCACAUUUCUGGUGAUGUGCUACCAGUAUGUGCCACCAGACUAUGACGGGUACAAAUAUCCAGUGUUUGCCAAAGUAUUAGGGAACAUUCUCGCCAUGAUCCCAAUCAUUCCAUUACCGGUUGUCAUGAUUUAUCAAAUAUGGCAAGCCAAGGGCUCAUUUAAAGAGCGUAUUUUAUUCCUGUUAAAACCAGCAUCUGAUUGGGGACCCCAUUUGUCACAGUAUAAAGAGGGAUAUACGGAACUUCAUACAAAAUCCACAGACGGGUUUUUACAUCUCGUAAAACAGAAUCUAUUGGGAGAACAAACAAUUUAGUGACCAUGAAUGCUUGAGAAAUUCAGCCAUAAUAAAGACAACUUGAAUUUUUUUAUAUGCGAUUUGAGACAAAUGCUUGGUUUUUGCAGUAAAAACAUUUUUUGUCACAAUGGGCAGAUUUAAUCUUGACCUAUUUUUAGCACUUAAUUUGUUGAUAUAGAGAUCUUAUAAGCAUCUGAAUGAGCUGGAGGAAAGAAAUCUUUCUCAAUAUUUUGCUUAUUAAAUUUAUAUAAGAUGAAUGAAAGGAAAUGGUGACAAAGUUGACCAACUGUUGAUAUCUUAGUAAAGCCAUUUUUAAAAAACAA